This is a messenger RNA of Theobroma umbraticum, 2174 nucleotides long. RefSeq lists its product as uncharacterized. NCBI's taxonomy places the organism in Eukaryota, Viridiplantae, Streptophyta, Magnoliopsida, Malvales, Malvaceae. The record is from RefSeq and is a predicted model, not a curated record.
CAAAUAAAAAAAAAAACAUAUUUAACGGCUGAUAAAUGAGGUCAGUUGAACAGGUUCUAACGACGUUAGUAAAACCGUCUAAAACGACCUCACUCCUUCCCUCUUUCUUUCUGAAACAAUGAGAAAAAGGGAAUAGAAAGAACAAGCAGCCGCUUAGUCUCCUCCCUUUCCUUUCUCUUUCUCUGGAAUCACUCGGGUUUCUAUUUUGAAUACGGCGGCGUUUUUCGGAGCUCAAACAGUUUUCACUUUUUCUUUAGUUUUGAGUGAGUUGCCGUGGAUACUGAGGGUGUUGUUCUGAGCCUACAAACUCUUUCAUUUGGUCUCUCAACUUAGCUAUUAAUUGAUUAAAGCUCAUUUUAAUGCCAAAGAAGGAAUAUAACGCUGGCGGUUUUCCUGCUAGGGUAAUGGUGGUUGAGUUUGUGUUUCGGAUAAUGUGAAUGAUGUUUGUUUGAAUAAACUGGGAGAGAAUUAGUUUGUGGUGUGGUGGAUCAUGGGGGCUGCUUGCUGUGUUGCUGCUAGAGACAAAACUAUAGUAAAUGGUUCAGGUAGUGAGGCUUUACAUAGGAAUAUAAGGUAUUCCCCAACGUGGAGUUUUCGUUGGGAUAAUCGAGGGCGUGUAGCUGGAGAAGACACUUCUAUAAGUUGGUUUUCAGAUGUGAUUAGUCGGAAUGAUGGAUCAGAGAUCAAAUAUGAGUCUGCAUGUGCAUCAGAGGAUGCAAGUCCGUCUGAGAGUUUCCAGUCUCAUAUAUGGAAAAAGUCCCCAAUUUCAGAAGGAACUGCUGGGCACGUGAGAACUCCUGCUUCAGAUCAAUCUAUUUCAAGAAAUGUCUCUAUCAAUGUGAACAUAGAGCAGGUGAAAGAAUCAGCAGAAUCCCCUGCAGCUUCAUACCCAUCUCCCUCAAAGUUAUCACUUUCUUUGCCAUCAGCUUCCUCAUUGGCAACAUCCCCUUUGUCAUCCCAGAGUCAUGCGCAUCCUACCAGUUCAAUGACAACAAGGUGGCCUCUCAGAUCACCUGGACAUCAUCUAUUGCGCCAAGUUUCUGAUAAUCGAAUUAUGGGAUUGAAGUCACCUAAUAGAUACUCAGUCGGUGAGGAAAGGCUAGUGAUGCCUUCAUGGAGCAAUGAAUCAACUGGGGGCUCUCGGGGUGGUUCUUCUGAUGGUUGGUCAAUGCAUGCCUUUUCUGAACUCAUGGCUACAUCUCGUAGGGAAAGGUGGUCUUUUGAUAGUGACUCAUGGGGUUUUCAUCGUGAGAAGAUAAGCAGAUCCAGUGGCCGAAUCUCAUCUUCCCCUUCUGUUGAUCUGCAAACAUGUGGUGUUUGCUCAAAGCUGUUAUCAGAGAAAUCUUUGUGGAGCAGCCAGAAGAUUAUUAUUAACAAUGAGCUUUCGGUUGUUGCUGUUCUAACUUGUGGACAUGUUUACCAUGCUGAAUGUUUGGAGAACAUGACCCCUGAAAUUGACAAGUAUGACCCUGCUUGCCCCAUUUGUACUUUAGGGGAGAAGAAGGCCCAUAAAUUGUCUGAGAAAGCAUUUAAAGCAGAAAUGGAUUUUAAGGCUAAAAUCAACAAAAGAUCAAGGAGCCGGGUUGUUGAUAGUGAUAUUGAUGCUGAUCCUGUUGUAUUUAACCGUCUGAGAAGUAGUGUACAUGAAGGGAAGGCCUCCAGUUCAAGCAUGAAAAGCUCCUUGGGCAAGCCCUUCCUGAGGAAACACUUUUCUUUUGGAUCAAAGGGAAGUAGGUCCCCUUCAGAGAAUCUUCCUACCAGGAAAAAGGGAUUUUUCUGGGUCAAAUCUAGCAAGAUAUGAACUUGUCUGCUGUUAGGAGAUUCUGGUUUUCUUCUCCUCUACAGUCCUAGUUGGAUACAGGGAUUGCACAUAGGGCAGGGCUGUUCAUUCUUGAAGAAUUAUUGACAUCAUUCUGAAGUUUCAACAUGAUGAUCUUGUGGGACUCACACUGUAAAGAAGAAAAAUGGAAAUCAUAGGUGAAAGAAUAGCUCACAAAGUUUAAAGAAUGGAAAUAUAUAAUGUAACACUAGUGAUCUUAUUCUUAUUUUGUACAGAUUGAAUCUGUUUCUUGCUUGGAUUCAUACACGAAGAUUCAUAUGAAAAAUUCUGUAUGGCUUAUUGACUCUGGAUCUUCCCAGAAGGCAAUUAUAUUUCAUUAGGGCUUUGAGUUGUA